Molecule: messenger RNA, 573 nt
Organism: Nothoprocta perdicaria
Lineage: Eukaryota; Metazoa; Chordata; Aves; Tinamiformes; Tinamidae
Gene: KHK
Product: ketohexokinase
Exons: 5
Source: RefSeq, a predicted model, not a curated record
AUGGCCGCGCCGCCCGCCAAGCGCAUCCUGUGCGUGGGGCUCGUGUGUCUCGACGUGAUCAGCGUGGUGGAGACCUACCCCGCGGAGGACACGGACACCAGGUGCCUGUCGCAGCGGUGGCAGCGGGGCGGCAACGCCUCCAACUCGUGCACGGUGCUGGCCCUGCUGGGUGCCCCCUGCGCCUUCAUGGGCUCCCUGGCGCCCGGACCCGCCGCCGACUUCAUCGCGGCGGAUUUCAGGCGCCGCGGCGUGGACGUGGCGCACGUGGCCUGGCAGCCGCAGGGCACCGUGCCCUGCGCCUGCUGCAUCGUCAGCGCCGCCAGCGGCUCGCGCACCAUCGUGCUGCACGACACGAACCUGCCCGACGUGACGGCCCGGGACUUCGAGCGGGUCGACCUGGAGCAGUACAGCUGGGUGCACGUGGAGGGCCGCAACGCGGCGGAGCAGGAGCAGAUGCUGCAGCGCGUGGAGCGGCACAACCGGGCGCGCGGCCCUGCCCAGCGCGUGGCCACGUCCGUGGAGCUGGAGAAGCCGCGGGACGAGCUGCUCCGCCUGCUCCCGCUCGCAGACCUC